Messenger RNA from Eruca vesicaria subsp. sativa (arugula), 1548 nucleotides. The record is from the annotation of a GenBank genome assembly. NCBI's taxonomy places the organism in Eukaryota, Viridiplantae, Streptophyta, Magnoliopsida, Brassicales, Brassicaceae.
CCAAAACAACGGAGGAAGGAAAGAAAGAUGGAGGAGACGAAGCCAUUGGUAGGGAAUCAUCCCCAGCAACAACAGCAACAACAACAACAACAGCAACUACUCUAUCAACACCAAUUACAACAGCGUCAGCAACAGAUGCUUCUAUUACAACAGCUACAGAAACAGCAACAACAACAAGCCGCCAUGUCUAGAUUCCCUUCCAACAUCGACGUCCAUCUCCGCCCUCCAGGCUCAAUUCAAACCCGACCAAUUGUCCCUCCUCAGCAGAACCCUAAUCCCAACCCUAGCUUGGGACAGGCUACACCGAAUCUACAACAGCAGCAGCAGCAGCAACAGGUUGUCGCGAGUCAGCAGAUGAUGCAGCAACAGCAGCAGCAGCAACAGCAGCAGAAAUUGAUGCGGCCGUUGAAUCAUAUAGAGCUUCAAUUCGCUUAUCAGGAUGCUUGGCGUGUCUGCCACCCUGAUUUCAAGCGGCCUUUCUCUUCUCUCGAAGACGCUUGCGAAAGGUUAUUGCCUUACCAUGUCGUAGCAGAUUACGAAGCAGAAGAGGACGAUAGAAUCCUUGAUUCAGACCCAACAGGCCAAGCUCUUUCCCGCUCUCAGCAAUGGGACAACAACAUCGCCGCCAAAGUUGCUGAGUUCACUGCAACGUUUGAGAAACAAGCCCUAGCUUUCAACAUAAUAACACGUAAGCGAGCAAUGGGAGAGUUCAGAUCCGAGGAAAGGCUUAUGGUAGAGCAAGCUUUGCUACAAGAAGAAAGAAAGGGUUUACUUGAGCUGAAAGCAGAGAUGGAUAGGGAGAAGGCUGGUAGGGAGGCUCAGGAAGCUAAGCUGAGAAUGGCUGCUUUGGCUCAGGCUGGACAGUCACAGUCCCAUGCCGAGAUAAUGGCUCGGAACCCUUUGAGGGCUAAUGCGGUUGGGAAUCAGGGGAGUAAUAUUCAGCUGAGUCAUGAGAUGGGAGAGCAUGGAAGGAACAUGAACCCUGAUGAGAUGAUGAAUGGAUGGGGGAAUAAUAGUCAGAGAGAUGAGAAGGAGCCUUCUGAAGAUUUCUUGAAUGAUGAGGAGAAUGAGAAUGGAGAGACGGGUGAACAGGAGAACUGGCGUGAAGCAGGGGAAUUCGAUUUGAACAGCCGGUAAAUGAUCAUUGUGGAGAGACUGUUUGAAGUGUCAUGAGUUUGAAGUUGUUGUAGAAGUUAUGAUUGAAACAACUAUAGAUUCAAGAUGCUAUACUUACUGGGAUGGUCAGGCUCAAAGCCGCUAAGCUGAACCAGCAAAUGUUAAACCAAGUAAGCUUUAGUUAGAUGUGUGUUGAAUUUUAUAAAAUAGUGUCUUGUGGGAAAUAGAGUUGUUUAUUUUCAUGGAGAUGGGAGUGGCUUGUUAUCUAGUAAGCGAAUCUUGUCAAAGGUGUAAGAGCUUCAGGUUCUAAAGCUUGUAGUAGUUAAGAUUAUGUACUAAUGUGGAUUUGUUAUGUUUUUGUUAUGGAUGAUUGUAAUAGCAAAAUGGUAUUUUGUUACGUAAACCCUCAAAAACGUCUACGAUUUAAAUUUC